This is a messenger RNA of Rattus norvegicus (Norway rat), 754 nucleotides long. RefSeq names its product C-C motif chemokine ligand 3 (gene Ccl3). Gene Ontology annotation, molecular function: chemokine activity. Gene Ontology annotation, biological process: positive chemotaxis; positive regulation of tumor necrosis factor production; regulation of cell shape. The record is from RefSeq and is marked provisional. NCBI's taxonomy places the organism in Eukaryota, Metazoa, Chordata, Mammalia, Rodentia, Muridae. Gene Ontology annotation, cellular component: extracellular region.
AGAGGCAGCGAGUACCAGUCCCUUCUCUGCUCUGCUGACAAGCGCACCCUCUGUUACCUGCUCAGCACCAUGAAGGUCUCCACCGCUGCCCUUGCUGUUCUUCUCUGCACCAUGGCGCUCUGGAACGAAGUCUUCUCAGCGCCAUAUGGAGCUGACACCCCGACUGCCUGCUGCUUCUCCUAUGGACGGCAAAUUCCACGAAAAUUCAUUGCUGACUAUUUUGAGACCAGCAGCCUUUGCUCCCAGCCGGGUGUCAUUUUCCUGACCAAGAGAAACCGGCAGAUCUGCGCUGACCCCAAAGAGACCUGGGUCCAAGAAUACAUCACUGAGCUGGAACUAAAUGCCUGAGAUUAGAGGCAGCAAGGAACCCCCAAACCUCCGUGGGCCCCGUGUAGAGCAGGGGCUUGAGCCCCAGAACAUUCCUGCCACCUGCAAAUCUCCCCCUCCUAUAAGCUGUUUGCUGCCAAGUAGCCACAUCCAGGGACUCUUCACUUGAAUUUUUAUUUAAUUUAAUCCUAUUGAUUUAAUACUAUUUAAUUUUUUAAUUUAUUUUAUUGUCACAUUUGUGUUUGUAGCUAUUUAUUCUGAAAGACCUCAGGGCACAUUCCUCAGCCCUCCUCCCCCCUCCCAGUUGCUCACACUGUGUUUGGUGACAAUUAUUCUAGGUAGACGUGAUGACAAAGUCAUGAACUGACAAAUGUACAAUGGAUGCUUUGUCUAUACCAGAGAAAUAAUAAAUAUGCUCUUUAACAAG